AUGUCCGAAUUGGAGGAUAAGAAGCGUGUCAGAGACUUUUCCGGCGAAAAUAGCGCUCCAGCUGACUCUUCAGAGCCUUCGAAAGAUGAGCAUCAGGAUAAAAAGUCAAAGCUCGAGACGGUGGAACAGAAAAGUGCCACAACCUCUGAUGGGAUUACAGAGCGCGAUGUAGGGAUUACAUGGUUUCUUACACCAAAGCUUGCAGGGUUUUCAGGCCAGAUCAAACAAAGAUACACAGAUUUUUUGGUCAACGAGAUAGACAAGCAAGGUUCUGUAGUACAUCUGACGGACAAGGGAUUCAAGAUGCCUAAGCCACCCAAGAAGACGAAAUCUGAAGAGGCCGAGGAAGAAAAAGCGGAAUUGGAGAAGCGUAAAUCUUUUAAGGUGGACGACGAACUGAGAGCCAAGCUUGUCGACGUGCUUGGUGAAUCGGAUGUGGCCAAGAUCGAAGAUGUCUACAGAAAUGUCACCAAGAUGGAGACAACAAAGCGUUUCGAAGACAAGGCCGAACGUACUCAACUUCACCAGCUUCUACGUGCUGCUUUCAACAAUCAGCUGGAAUCAGUCACAUCUCCCGAAAAUACCUUUCAUGUUGCACUUGCAACUCGCAAGUCUCGUGUCAGUCGCAAGGAUAUGAUUGAACGCACCAAGGAUGCCAAUGGGGUUGAGAAUUGGGGCUAUGGCCCAACCAAGGAGUUUGUUCAUUUCACUACUUAUAAGGAGAAUAAAGACACUAUGGAUGUUGCCAAUAUCCUAGCCAGAUAUUUGAGAACCCCCACUAGGUUGAUCAGAUACGCUGGAACAAAAGACCGCAGAGCUAUUACAUGCCAGCGUAUGUCAGUCUCGAAGAUCGGCGUGGAAAGAUUGAACGCCUUGAACAGAGUACUGAAAGGUGUGACAUUAGGCGGGUUUAGCUUUGAGGAUGAGUCUCUCAGUCUAGGUGACCUGCAAGGCAACGAAUUUACCAUCGCGAUUAGAGAUGUGGAGGUUUCGAAAGACGCUGGCUUGCCCUUGGAAAAAAUUUUGGAGGAAAGUUGUUCCGCGAUUAGAAACAACGGGUUCAUCAAUUAUUUUGGGAUGCAACGUUUCGGCACAUUCAGUGUUUCCACUCACGAAAUCGGUAAGUGGAUUUUGCGCGGUGACUGGAAGAAGGUGGCUGAUUUGAUUCUCGCCGAGCAGGAGAAUGUUCUGCCCAUUUCCAAAGAGGCAAGAAAAAUUUGGUCCGAUACUCAAGAUGCCGAAGCCGCUAUCGGUAAGAUGCCACGUCAGUGCGUUGCAGAAAAUGCUAUCUUGAACUGUUUUGUCGAGCAGCAAAGAAAUGGCUCAACAUCGCUGGACUAUUUCCAGGCCAUUAACAAAAUUCCCCGGAAUUUGAGAACCAUGUAUGCCCACGCUUACCAAAGUUACAUCUGGAAUGCAGUGGCCAGCAAGCGUAUAGAGCUUUUUGGCUUGAAGAUUGUUGCUGGUGACUUAGUGCUAGACUCAGGUGCAAAUGAAACGUCUGAAGAUGUUAAAGAGGGCGCAAAUGUGGAUACCAAUGAGGAAGAUGAGGAUUUCGCAGAGGAUUUGCGUGAAGCCCAAUUUGUGAGAGCGAGACCGGUCACCCAGAGUGAGGUAGAGUCUGGCAAGUACAGCAUUGAAGACGUGGUGUUGCCCACUCCCGGGUUUGAUGUUGUCUACCCUGGCAACGAGACCCUGCGCCAGCUAUACGUGGACGUGAUGAAGAAGGAUGAACUAGAUCCUUUCGACAUGAGACGCAAAGCUCGUGAUUUCUCUCUGGCUGGGUCUUACAGAAAUGUGAUUCAUAAACCUACCAAUCUCGAAUACAAGAUUCUGCACUACUCAUCGCCAACUCAACAGCUUGUGAACACUGAUUUGGAAAUUCUUAACAACCAGAAGGGCAAGGAAAACGGCCAGAGAUUUAUGAAGGACAAGUUGAACCGUUUCCCAGAGGAUAAAGGCGGUGACAGCACCGCCGUGAUACUGACGUUCAGACUCGGAGUUUCUGCAUACGCAACAAUGCUUUUGCGCGAACUUAUGAAAAUCGAAUCCUCUCGUCGUGGUGAUAUGUGUGCUGUUAGAUCAUGA
This is a messenger RNA of Lachancea sp. 'fantastica', 2088 nucleotides long. The record is from the annotation of a GenBank genome assembly. NCBI's taxonomy places the organism in Eukaryota, Fungi, Ascomycota, Saccharomycetes, Saccharomycetales, Saccharomycetaceae.